UACCGCCCCUCCUCAGCGCCGCCCCGUCCCGCGGUUCGUCCCGUCGGUGCCGGUGUUCGGAUCUCGCAGCCGCCGGCACCGGGCGCCCAGGACACGGGCAGGGAUCGUUCCGCGCGGCCGCAGGUCGAUGUCCGGUUUGUGCUGAGCCGGCUCCUUGCUGCGGUUUAUUCUGUUCCUGCAGGCGCGGCCGGGCCGCCUCCAUCCGCGGGACUGCGCGCACCACAAGAUGGCGGCGCCCACGGCAGCGGGGCUGCGCCGGCGGCUGCGGGCAUGGCUGCCUCGGCUGACACAGGUGAGAUGGAGUCGCUACAACCCCAGCUUCCUAGAGCCAGAAGUGAACAAAGAAUUGUAUCAGAAACCUGUUAAUGAGCUGUCUGAAGAGGAAAAGGAAAAGCAAGAACUUAAAGCUGUUCGUCCCAUUAAAGCAGCUCCUCCCAGUAUCUCCAGCUCCGUUUUCAGUGACCCCAUGAUCAGUAAAUUCACCAAUAUGAUGAUGAAGGAUGGAAAUAAAGUGCUGGCCAGAAGCCUCAUGGCUCAGACUCUAGAGAACAUUAAGAGGAAGCAACUGGACAAGUACCACAAAGCUCCAGACGAUGAGAAGGAGAAAGUUGAAUGCAACCCUUACGUCAUUUUCCACCAGGCUCUGAAAAACUGCCAGCCUAUCAUUGGACUCAGCAACAUCACGAGAGGUGGCAAAACCUACCAGGUGCCAGUCCCUUUGAAGGACAACCGCAAGCGCUUCUUGGCCAUGAAGUGGUUAAUCACCGAGUGCAGGGAGAACAAGCACCGCCGGACACUGAUGCCUGAGAAGCUUUCUGAGGAGCUGAUCCAGGCCUUCAACAACGAAGGACCCAUCAUCAAGAAGAAGCAUGUGCUGCACAAGAUGGCAGAAGCCAACCGGGCUUACGCCCACUUCCGCUGGUGGUAGGGACUUUGCACGGGAUGCACACACUGCAGAGCUCUGUCUGUCAGUGCUCUCAGGUUGUGGGGAGCAGAGUCCCCGGGCCACCUGCUUGACAGAAGCUGGGAAGUAGAGGGAAAGGUGGAAAAUCCCUUCUGGACAGCAGAACUAAGCCAAGGAAAGCUUCUCCAGUCCCCACACAGUUCAUUUGCUUUGCGCUUGUCUGGAUGGGAAAAGGAGGAAUCUGAAACAGUUACUGAUCCCUGCACAGAUAUGCUAGUUUUUUCAUAAUCACUUUUCUGUGAAGACAAGCCUUAUAUGCUUUUGUUACAGCAACACUGUACAAAAUAAUCUGUUCCACUCAUGUGUUUCCUAGGGACUUUUAAAUCUGCUCUUGCAGCAACAUUUUUCUGGCUGCAUAACUAGGAAAGAGCAGAUCUGGAGGGUUUUUUUCCAUACCAUAACAAGCCUCAACUUUUGGUUCUGCUCAUCAGCAACAUUGUACAGAUUUCAGUGGAGUGUUAACAGAAAAAAUAAUACCAGUGCUUUACAGGGAAGGUUUCCUGAUUCCAAA
Coturnix japonica (Japanese quail) is the source of this 1475-nucleotide messenger RNA. RefSeq names its product mitochondrial ribosomal protein S7 (gene MRPS7). The record is from RefSeq and is a predicted model, not a curated record. Lineage: Eukaryota; Metazoa; Chordata; Aves; Galliformes; Phasianidae. Gene Ontology annotation, biological process: translation.